AUGGGUUUCAUUGAUGACACCGUCGGCCAGCUCUCGACCAAGUCGGUUGCCGUCUUCGUCGCCGCGUCGUGCACCAUAUACCUUGUGCUCGUCGGUGUCGAGAGGAGACGUCGUCGGAGCAGACUCGGUGCCCGGCCCCCCAAGGCCAAGUACUACCUCCCCUUCGGCAUCGACUUCGUCAUCAACGGUAUCCUCGAAAACCGCCGAAACCGCAACCUCCAAAACUGGGUAAGCCAAUUCGGCCGCAUCGGCGCCUGGACAGCCGAAGCCAACAUCGCCGGCCACGAAAUCAUCCUCACCGCGGAGCCCGACAACAUCAAGGCCGUGCUGUCGACGCAGUUCGCCGACUACGGCAAGGGCGCCGACUUCCACGCCGACUUCCGCGAUUUCCUCGGCGACAGCAUCUUCGCGACGGACGGCGAGCUGUGGCACUCGAGCCGGCAGCUCGUGAGGCCGCAGUUCAUCAAGGACCGGGUGAGCGAUUUGCACUGUUUUGAGGAUCAUACGCAGGCUUUGUUCAAGGCUAUUGCGAAUGGGGGACCGUUGGAUGGUGGGGGGCAGGUUGUGGAUUUGGAGGAGGGGAAUGGGAGGAAGGUGGAUAUUAGUGAUUUGUUUUACCGGUUGGCUUUGGAUGUUUCGACGGAUUUCUUGUUUGGACAUUCAGUUGAUUCUAUGUUCAAACCCAACGAACCCUUCGCCGAAGCCUUCGACGAAGUCCAACGCGUCCAAGGCCUCAUCGCCCGCGCAAAAGGCAUAACCUGGAUCAUCCCCCGCACCACCUUCUGGCCGGGUCUCAAGACCAUCGACUCCUUCGUCAACCAAUAUAUCGACCGCGCCCUCGCCCUCGGCCCCGACGAGCUCGCCUCCAAGACCAAAUCCGAUAAGGGCUACACCUUCCUACACGCCGCCGCCGGGUUCACGCGGGACCGCAAGGUCCUCCGAGACCAGAUCGUCGCUCUACUCCUCGCGGGCCGGGAUACCACAGCCUCGACGCUCUCCUUCGCCGUGCAUGAGCUUGCGCGCCAUCCUGAAGUCGUGGCUAAGCUACGGAGGGAGAUCCUCGCUACCGUGGGGCCCGACACGCCGCCGACCUACAGGGACUUGAAGAACAUGGCCUACCUCAAGGCCGUUGUUAACGAGACGCUCCGCCUUUACCCCGUGGUGCCCUUCAACGUCCGCGUGGCCCUCCGCGACACCACCCUCCCCCGCGGCGGAGGCCCCGACGGCAGCCAGCCCGUCGGCGUGCUCAAGAACACCUCGGUCGCCUACUCGACCCUCGUGAUGCAACGCCGCCCGGACAUCUACCCGCCCGUCUCCGAAACCUUCGCCGACCCGGCCCUCUUCAGCCCCGAGAGGUGGGAGCACUGGCACCCCAAGGGCCACGAGUACGUCCCCUUCAACGCCGGGCCGAGGAUCUGCGUGGGUCAGCAGUUUGCGCUCACGGAGAUGGCGUACGUGAUUUGCCGCAUGUUCCAAAAGUAUGAGCGCGUCGAGAGCUUCGUUGGGCCGGAGAAGAAGAAGGGGUUCGGCGGGGAGGAUGAGGAUUUGAGUUUGAAGACGGAUUUGACGCUGAAGCCUGGGGAGAGGGUUGUGGUUGCUUUCUGGGAGGCGAAGAGGGAGUGA
Scedosporium apiospermum is the source of this 1623-nucleotide messenger RNA. RefSeq lists its product as uncharacterized. The transcript has 3 exons. NCBI's taxonomy places the organism in Eukaryota, Fungi, Ascomycota, Sordariomycetes, Microascales, Microascaceae. Gene Ontology annotation, molecular function: monooxygenase activity; oxidoreductase activity, acting on paired donors, with incorporation or reduction of molecular oxygen; heme binding. Bases 1 to 1623 code for a protein of 540 amino acids. The record is from RefSeq and is a predicted model, not a curated record.